AUGGUUCCCCUGGAGGAAGCAGAAAACUUGGGAGUGGCCAACAGCACGCCAGCCUCUCCUCCUCCUCCUGCUGCUGCUGCCUCAUCAAGCGGUGGCUCUCCAAGUGUCACGAGCAAUACCGCUCCGCCUCCGCCAACUGCAACACCGGCUGCCGACCCAGCCCCCCAAACCGCCCUGAGCCCACAGACAACAGCCGAGGUCCAAACCUCGUUCACCACAGUAUUCAUAGGCCUUUCUUCAUCUACAACACCAACAACAACAACAGCAUCAAGUUCCACAACGAGCCCUCCUACAACCCCGCAUACAGCAGCCCAACCUAGUCGGGCUUUCCCCUCCGACACCACCGGAAGUUCUGGCCCAGGAACAGGGACGGGUGGCGUACUAGACCUCGCACCGCCGGACUCGCCCUCCAACAACAACAAUAACAACAAUAACAACAAUAACAACAAUAACAACAAUAACAACAAUAACAACAACAAUGAGAACAACUACCUCAACCUGGUCACCAUCGGCGUCUCCUCCGUCGUCGGCGGGCUGGUGCUCUUCCUCGGCCUGUUCCUGGCGGCACGCUUUCUCUAUGUGCGCCGGGUGAGGGCGAGGAUGAGGAGGCGAGCGGCGAAGGGGAAGGGGAAGAUGAAGAUCAAGGUGAAGGGGCGUGGGACUGUUGCUAUUACAGGACCCGUGCAGGUUCCGGGGAGCGGGCCUAUCAUGAUGAUGCAGGAGGGGAAGGGGGCUGAGAUGGUUCCUAUUGUUAUGUUGGGGGGUGGACAUCGUUGCGGUGGUCGGGGUGGGAAUGGGAAUGGGGUUGGUUCGUCGUCGUCAAGUCGGAACGGGGAGUUUUGGGGGAAGGGGGGCUCAGAUGGACCGGGAGGUCAAGAGGGCGGGUUCAUCUGA
This is a messenger RNA of Chaetomium strumarium, 894 nucleotides long. RefSeq lists its product as uncharacterized. The record is from RefSeq and is a predicted model, not a curated record. The transcript is spliced from 2 exons. Bases 1 to 894 code for a protein of 297 amino acids. NCBI's taxonomy places the organism in Eukaryota, Fungi, Ascomycota, Sordariomycetes, Sordariales, Chaetomiaceae.